Molecule: messenger RNA, 1682 nt
Organism: Sclerotinia trifoliorum
Lineage: Eukaryota; Fungi; Ascomycota; Leotiomycetes; Helotiales; Sclerotiniaceae
Source: the annotation of a GenBank genome assembly
AUAAUAAUCAUAAGGCAAUUUGAUUUUGUUUCCUCUUCCUUUCUUUUCUUUUCCGUAGAGCCUUGUCAAUUGUUCCUAGUUCACUUAUUGUUUCCAAAAUCAUACCCAUCAUGUUUUCACAUACUGCGAAAUCCUCGAUUAGGAAUUUGAGGAUGUCAUCUCCUUCAUCAAGGUUAGCACAAGUCCAAAGGCAAUUCAGUGCAAGUACCUCGGCGAAAAAAGAGAUUCAAGAUGCAUACAUUUUGAGUGCAUCAAGAACACCAACAGCAAAAGUAAUUCAAUAUAAUCCAAUUUAUUGUUUAAAAUCAAUAGAACUAACUUGAAUGGUAGUUUAACGGAUCUUUUCUUACUGUUAGUGCCCCUCAACUGGGCGCUGUAGCCAUCAAAUCCGCCCUCGAGAAAUCCAAAGUUCCAGUCGAGAAAAUCACAGAUGUAUACAUGGGAAACGUGCUACAGGGUAAUGUGGGACAAGCGCCAGCUCGACAAGCUUCUAUAUUCGCAGGUUUACCUUCGACAGUCGAAGCGGUCACUGUAAAUAAAGUAUGCGCAUCUGGAAUGAAAGCUGUUGUGUUCGCUGCACAAAACAUUCAACUCGGCCUCGCAGAAGCUCAAAUUGCGGGAGGAAUGGAAAAUAUGUCCCGAGUACCAUACUAUUACCCUCGAGCUAGCAGUCUUCCUGCAUUCGGGAAUAUACAAGCUGAAGAUGGACUCAUUAAAGAUGGAUUAUGGGACGUUUACAAUCAAUUUCACAUGGGGGUAUGCGCAGAGACUACAGCAAAGAAAUAUAAUAUUACACGAGAACAGCAAGACGAAUACGCUAUCCAAUCAUACAAACGGGCGCAAGAAGCAUGGAAAACCGGAGCUUUCAAAGAAGAGAUCGCCCCUGUAACAGUGAAAGGUCGCAAGGGCGAAACUAUUAUCGACACGGAUGAAGGUUACCUAGAUGUCAAAUUCGACAAAAUACCUUCAUUAAAACCGGCAUUCGUUAGAGAUGGAACUGGAACAGUUACCGCUGCCAAUGCUUCAACAUUCAAUGAUGGCGCUAGCGCAUUGGUGUUGGGAAACAAAGCCAUUGCACAAGAAUAUGGGUCAGGUUCGAGAGUAUUGGCACGAAUUUGUAGCUAUGCAGAUGCUGCAAUUGAUCCCGUCGAUUUUCCUGUUGCUCCCGCUAAAGCAGUCCCGAUUGCUUUGGAGCGAGCAGGAAUCAAGAAGGAAGACGUAGCAAUUUGGGAGUUUAACGAGGCAUUCGCAGCCGUUAUAAAGGCAAAUGAAAAGGUUCGUCUCACUCAAUCGGAUUUCCGAAGGAAAUACUAAUACAAUCUAGAUCCUCGGACUUGAGAACGCAAAAGUUAAUUUACUUGGUGGAGCUAUCUCACUUGGCCAUGCUCUCGGAAGUUCAGGUUCACGAAUUCUCACAACAUUAUUACAUCAAUUAAAAGUCGGAGAAUAUGGUGUUGCGGCGAUUUGUAACGGUGGAGGUGCUGCGACAGCGAUCGUCGUACAAAGAAUUGAUAGUGUUUAAAUAUGAUUUCAGUAGCAUUUGGACCAGUAAUUGGUGCGGAGUUUAGGUAAAACCCCAAAAAAUUCCAUUGUAUUGGAAUUAUUUCAUAUCUACACUGUUAGUGACCAGAUUGAACGUAAAAAGGCAAUAUCCAAAUUAACAGUCGCUUCUCUUUUCCCUU